CGGUAGGCCAGUGGGCGGGGCCGAGACGGGAGGGGCGCUCCCCCGCCCCCGGAACGGAAUCGUCGGGGAGCGGAGCAGGCUAGCGCGCGUGCAUCCCGCACCAUCCCUCGGCCCCCGGCCCUGGCCCCCGUCAGACAGAGCUGCCGCCGCCGCCGCCGCCUCAGAGCAGCAGCAUUCGGGAAUCCGGACCCAGCCGGGGCGGCGGGAGGCGGGGGCGCCGGGGCCCUGGAUGUCCCGCAGCGCGGCGGCCAGCGGCAGACCCAGGAGGCCUGAGCAGCAUCUGCCUCCAGCCCCCUGUGGGGCCCUGGGGCCCCCUGAAACCUCCAGGACGGAGCCAGACGGGGCGGGCACCAUGAACAAGUUACGGCAGAGCCUGCGGCGGCGGAAGCCAGCCUACGUGCCAGAGGCGUCACGCCCGCACCAGUGGCAGGCAGACGAGGACGCAGUGCGCAAGGGCACGUGCAGCUUCCCCGUCAGGUACCUGGGCCACGUGGAGGUGGAGGAGUCCCGUGGAAUGCACGUGUGUGAAGAUGCUGUGAAGAAGUUGAAGGCGAUGGGCCGGAAGUCCGUGAAGUCUGUCCUGUGGGUGUCAGCUGAUGGGCUCCGAGUCGUGGAUGACAAGACCAAGGACCUGCUGGUAGACCAGACCAUCGAAAAGGUCUCUUUUUGUGCUCCUGACCGCAACCUGGACAAGGCUUUCUCUUACAUCUGCCGUGAUGGGACCACCCGCCGCUGGAUCUGCCACUGUUUCCUGGCACUCAAGGACUCUGGUGAGAGGCUGAGCCACGCUGUGGGCUGUGCUUUUGCAGCCUGCCUGGAGCGGAAGCAGCGGCGGGAGAAGGAAUGCGGGGUCACAGCUGCCUUCGAUGCCAGCCGCACAAGCUUCGCCCGCGAGGGCUCCUUCCGCCUGUCUGGGGGUGGGCGGCCUGUUGAGCGAGAGGCCCCGGAUAAAAAGAAAGAGGCAGCAGCUGCGCCCAGUGCAGCUCCCGGCCCCGCCCAGCCUGGGCACGUGUCCCCAACACCGGCCACCACAUCCCCUGGUGAGAAGGGUGAGGCAGGCACCCCGGUGGCUGCAGGCACCACUGCGGCUGCCAUCCCCCGGCGCCAUGCCCCACUGGAGCAGCUGGUUCGCCAAGGCUCCUUCCGUGGGUUCCCGGCACUCAGCCAGAAGAACUCGCCUUUCAAACGGCAGCUGAGCCUACGGCUGAACGAGCUGCCAUCCACGCUGCAGCGCCGCACUGACUUCCAGGUGAAGGGCACAGUGCCUGAAAUGGAACCCCCUGGUGCCAGUGACAGUGACGGCAUCAACGCUCUGUGCACACAGAUCAGCUCGUCUUUUGCCAGUGCUGGAGCACCAGCGCCAGGGCCACCGCCGUCGGUGCCCACAGGGACUUCUGCCUGGGGUGAGCCCUCCAUGGCCCCUGCAGCUGCCUUCCAGCCUGGGCACAAGCGCACCCCUUCGGAGGCCGAGAGGUGGCUAGAGGAGGUAUCCCAGGUGGCCAAAGCACAGCAGCAGCAGCAGCAAGCGGCCUCAGUACCCACUGUGCCCUCGGUGCCCCCCGCCCUGCAGCCCUUCCCCACCUCCGUGGGGCCCUUUGAUGCUGCACCUGCCCAGGUGGCUGUGUUCCUGCCACCUCCACACAUGCAGCCCCCCUUUGUGCCCGCCUACCCGGGCUUGGGCUACCCGCCCAUGCCCCGUGUGCCCGUGGUGGGCAUCACACCCUCACAGAUGGUGGCCAACGCCUUCUGCUCAGCUGCCCAGCUCCAGACACAGCCCGCCACCCUGCUCGGGAAAGCUGGGGCCUUCCCACCUCCUGCUGUGCCCAGUGCCCCUGGGAGCCAGGCCCGCCCACGUCCUAAUGGGGCACCCUGGCCCCCAGAGCCAGCACCUGCCCCGGCCCCUGAGUUGGACCCCUUUGAGGCCCAGUGGGCAGCAUUAGAAGGCAAACCCACUGUAGAGAAGCCUUCCAACCCCUUCUCGGGUGACUUGCAGAAGACCUUCGAGAUUGAACUGUAGCCCAAGCCUCCCUGCCCACCCUGUUAUUUCCAGGUGCCCCACGUCGGGGAGUGGAGGCCCAAUCUUUCCCCUCAUCCUGCUCCCUGGGGCUGUGCCCCUCAACACCCCCUCUAACCCCUUCUCUCGACUACCCCCACAAGCACUACAGAACCGACAUGGUGACAGGUUGCAACAGGAUGGAAUUCAGGGACCGACCCAACCUGACUAAGGGACCCAUUUCACUGCCAGACUUCGGCUGGCAAUGGCCACAGAACCACUUUGCCCCCACCCCAGACACGGGGAUGGCCACAGUACCACUGAGUGCCCUCGGUUCAAGUUACAUUUCCCAGUUUCUGUUGUUGACCUUCCACUUUCCAGUGUUGGGUGGGAUGGGGGAGGAAUGCCCACUUGGGGGAUCUCCUGGGCCCCACACAGGUGCCCACCCCAAGGCUGGUUUUCCCUCCCCCAUACACAGCACAAGCAAAGGGCUUCCCUCUGCCCACCCGCUGCGUUCACUGCCAAUGCUGUGCUCACCCUUAUUACCCCUCCCCCCACUUGGGGGCCCACAUCUUCCUCUGGCCAAGGUCUCAUGGGGGCAGGGGCCAAGUUGGGGGCUCAGGAGUGGGGUAGAGGGAAGGGGAAGGAGUUGAUCAGUUACCUCACUUCGGUGCCCGUUGGGGAGGGGUCCAGAGGAAAGCGGAGGGGUGCCUGGCGGGUACUUUUCUAUCUUUUAUUUCCAGAUUUUUUUGUAUCUAAACUUGCAGAUUUGUAUUAUACAAGGACAGCCAAUAAAGGAAGAAUAUAAUGGUGCCCCUCGGGAAAGCGGGGUGUGUUUCCGGGGGUAUCCUUUCCUCCUGAGUCAUCCCCUAAAACAGGAGGGUCUCCCUGUGUAAUGACCUCUGAGUCAGAACAUAGCAGGUGACAGCUGACCCAACACUGGAGAGGUGAGUAGCAAAGGGUUCCCUAAAUUAAUCACCCCAUUUCUGAUUCUUACAGAUUUUGAACCAAAGAAUUUAAAAAAUUCUAAUCUGCUGCUAAUAAGUUCAGUAUUAAAAUUUCAAAUAAUGAGGUUUGGAAUAGUAUAUCUUUGAGUUGGCAAAUUCUUGUGUCGUCAGUUGUGUUUUCUGUAACUUAGGCCAAAGUGUCAUCUGAUGUGGCAGCAUGUUGUUUUUAAGUCUUUUAUUUCUUGGGUCCCUUGAUAUCAUCUACUAGAUAUAUAUUUUUAAGUAUAUAAAUAAUAUGUUUAAUUCUUUAUAGCUCUUUAAAAUGAGGUGAUUGAUUUGGUGAAACCCAAUAUUAUAUCCCCAUUUGAUAGAUGGGGAAGUUGGGUCACUUGCCCCAGGUCACAUAGCUGAUUAGUGGGGGUGCUGGGAUUCACACCAACCGCAAGGUCAGUCAGUAAACCACCGGGCUGUGAGAGAACAAACCUAGUUAGUGUCCCCGUCAAGAAUUCACAGCCCAUCACUCAGCUGUAGAUCCUGGACUAGGGGACAUGUGACAGGGCACCAAGGGGCUCCCCGGGGAGGGAGCAAAAGACUGCUGGAAAUGAGCCACACGUUCUCAUCUCCAAGCCUUUGUAGAUGCCAUUCCCUCUGCCUAGAACACCCUUUCCUGAUGCAUCUUAAUUAUCUCCUCUUCUUAGAAGUGGACCC
Molecule: messenger RNA, 3648 nt
Organism: Rhinolophus ferrumequinum (greater horseshoe bat)
Lineage: Eukaryota; Metazoa; Chordata; Mammalia; Chiroptera; Rhinolophidae
Gene: NUMBL
Product: NUMB like endocytic adaptor protein
Exons: 10
Coding region: 230-2017 (595 amino acids)
Source: RefSeq, a predicted model, not a curated record